CGGCCGCAGGGCCAUGCUGGCCUCGCGCGUGGCGCGCGGCUCGUGGGGAGCCCUGCGCAGCCCCGCAUGGGUGCCAGGGGCGCGGCCGGGCGAGAGACGCUCCCGCGGGGCACUGCUGCAAUCUGCGACCUGCUGCCUGCGCUUCCUGGCGGAGCGCCGGUCCCUGCGUCCAGCAGCGCUCGCCGUGCGGUUGCCCGGCGCCGGUCCGCGGGGUUACUGCUCCGGCGAAGGGAAGGCGGCUCCCAGGUCCGCAGCCGAAGGGAGCUCUGCCGCCGAGGCCCCAGUCGGCCGGUGGGGCCCGGCGAGCGCCGCCAGCCUGUAUGAAAACCCAUGGACAAUCCCAAACAUGUUGUCAAUGACAAGAAUUGGCUUGGCCCCAGUUUUGGGCUAUUUGAUUAUUGAAGAAGAUUUUAAUAUUGCAUUAGGAGUUUUUGCUUUAGCUGGGCUAACUGAUUUGUUGGAUGGAUUUAUUGCUCGAAACUGGGCCAAUCAAAAAUCAGCUUUGGGAAGUGCUCUUGAUCCACUUGCUGAUAAAAUACUUAUCAGUAUCUUGUAUGUUAGCUUGACCUAUGCAGAUCUUAUUCCAGUUUCACUUACUUAUAUGAUAAUUUCAAGAGAUAUAAUGUUGAUUGCUGCCGUUUUUUAUGUCCGAUAUCGAACUCUUCCAACACCGAGAACACUUGCUAAAUAUUUUAACCCUUGCUAUGCCACCGCCAGGUUAAAACCAACAUUCAUCAGCAAGGUAAACACAGCAGUCCAGUUAAUCUUGGUGGCAGCUUCUUUGGCAGCUCCAGUUUUCAAUUAUGUUGACAGCAUAUAUCUUCAGAUACUGUGGUGUUUUACAGCUUUCACCACAGCUGCCUCAGCUUACAGUUACUAUCAUUAUGGUCGGAAAACUGUUCAGGUGAUAAAAGGCAGAUGAAAGUCAUCCAUUGUCAUUGGCGAAGAAGCAGUAUACAUCGUUGGUGUCAGGGCCAUUUGGAAAUCUACAGGAGUUUCUGCAUUUGGGUGUUCAGCUUGACAAGGACUUAUCAGAAAAAAACCAUGUCAUCAAAAUUGAAGUUGUGUGCACUGAAAGUAAGCUUGAUCAUGGGUAUGUGGAAUUUCCAAUGUAUUUUUAAAUACAAAUAAAACUAUAAUUUAGAGUUUUU
Molecule: messenger RNA, 1151 nt
Organism: Orycteropus afer afer
Lineage: Eukaryota; Metazoa; Chordata; Mammalia; Tubulidentata; Orycteropodidae
Gene: CRLS1
Product: cardiolipin synthase 1
Biological process (GO): cardiolipin biosynthetic process
Cellular component (GO): membrane; mitochondrion
Molecular function (GO): cardiolipin synthase activity
Source: RefSeq, a predicted model, not a curated record